Menidia menidia (Atlantic silverside) is the source of this 2157-nucleotide messenger RNA. The record is from the annotation of a GenBank genome assembly. NCBI's taxonomy places the organism in Eukaryota, Metazoa, Chordata, Actinopteri, Atheriniformes, Atherinopsidae.
AUGGUGCGCGCGCGCACAGGUGAGCCUUUCUUCCCCGCGGCGCGGGGCGCGGCCGGCGGAGGGCGUGAGGCGUUCAGGUGCAAACCCGGGCAGAUUUUCACGUCGGAAGCGAACAUGGAGAAGUCCCGCAGCAGCCUGUCCUCCGACAGCUCCCUGCCCCCGCUGGACGAUGACGUGGACUCGGUGUGCUCCGACGAGCUGCUGGGCUCCCAGUCCCGCCGCUGGCUGGCCGACCUGCUGGCCGCCGGGGACAUGCCCGCGCAGGGCGGGGACAUGAGCGCGGCCGGCCGGGACGGGCUCUUCGUGGACUACCACUUCCCGGUGGGGGAGCUGGAGAUGCACGCCGAUGUCAAAUGGAAGCGACCCAAGGAGCUCUGCCCUUUGCCGCGGUUCAUCGUUGAUGGAGCCUCCCGGCUUGACAUCCGUCAGGGAAAACUGAAUGACUGCUGGUUGCUUUCUGCCAUCGCCUCUCUGGCGAUGCAUCCCUCUCUGCUGGAGCGGGUGGUGCCCCCGGGCCAGAGCUUCCAGGACGGCUACAACGGAAGCUUCACCUUCAAGGAGGUGAGGAUCGACGACCUGCUGCCCACUCGGGGCAACAGCCUGAUCUUCCUCAGCUCCCCGGAGAGGCACGAGUUCUGGAGCUCGCUGCUGGAGAAGGCCUACGCCAAGCUGAAAGGAGGCUACCGGGCCCUGGAUAUGGGCUUCCCCCACGAGGCCAUGGUGGACAUGACGGGCGGCGUGACGGAGGUCCUGAGCAUGUCCGGCCAGGUCCGGCAGCUUCCUCACCUGCUCAGACACCUGCUGGCCAAGGGGGCCCUCAUCAACUGCGCCAGCAGCAAGGGUUCACUGGAAGAAAUCAACGAGCUGGGAAUCAUGUACAAACACGCCUACUCUCUGACCGCGAUCGAGCAGGUGAAGACCGACUACGGCGUGGUAGAUUUGGUGCGGGUCCUGAAUCCCUGGGGCAACACGGAGUGGAAGGGGCCCUGGAGUGACACGAGAGGCCCGGAGUGGAGCUCCGUGAGCCUGGAGGAGCAGAAGCGUCUGGAGAGGGUCCGGCGGGAGGACGGCGAGUUCUGGAUGUCGGUGUCGGACUUCCAGCGGCAGUUUGAGGUGAUGGAGGUGUGCCACCUGGUCCACUCCCUGAGCCGGCCCGGCUCCAGCGUGCUGCCCUGGAGCUGCCUGAUGCAUCAUGGGAACUGGGUGCCCAACAUCUCGGCGGGGGGAUCCCCCCAAAGCGGCUUGUUCUGGAAGAACCCCCAGUUCCUCUUCGUCCUGUCCGAGGUGGACCGAGACCCCGGCAACACCCAGAAGUCCUGCUCCUUCGUGCUGGCCCUGAUGCAGAAAUACCAGAGACGCAGAGGCGUCCACCUGACCAUCGGCCUGCACGUGUACCAGGCCCCCCCCCACAGCUCCCACCUGUCCCAGCAGCAGCUGCUGACCGCCCGCCCGGUGCUCUACAGCCCCCGCUACUCCUCCCACCGGGAGCUGGUCCUGCGCAGCUCGCUGCCCCCCGGCCGCUACGUCAUCGUCCCCUCCACAGAGGUGGCCAAUCAGCAGGGAGCCUUCCUCCUGCGGGUGCUGACCGAGCAGGGCAACACCGCCCUUCCCGGCUCUGCUUUCUCUCUGCAGCCUUCGUUUCCCCACCAGGCGGCUCUUCCUUCACCCAAAGCUGUGAGGCGUCUGUUCAGUAGGCACUGCAACAAGGAGGGCAUCUGCAGACCGCUCCAUCUCCAGAAUCUGCUGAGUGAGGCCAUAAAGGGAGGAGUGUUGGCUGGGAGCGAGAAGCUCUUGGCUCUGGAGCACUGCAAGAGCCUGGUGGUCCUCAUGGAUAGCCAAGGCGUCGCCAAACUGAGGUGGUCCGAGUUCCAGACUCUGUGGGAUAAGAUCUGCCGGUGGACGGACAUCUUCCUGGUUUUUGACAAGAACAAAACCCACCGUCUGGAGUACCAGGAGGUCGGCCCGGCCCUGAAGGCAGCAGGGAUCCACGUGGACGAGCUGGUGAUGCAGCUGGUGGGGCUCCGCUACACCGAGCCCGACAUGACCGUCAGCUACCCCGGCUUCCUCUACCUGCUCAUGAAGCUGGAGAGCAUGAUCCAUAAAUUCCAGGCCUACGACAUGGUGGGAAUGGGAACGGUCACCGUCAGCUACAGACAG